AUGGACUCGGGAGGCGCGUGGGACAUCCUAAUUGGCAAGCCAAUCUUGCGAUUGCUUAACGCCGUGCAAGACUUCGCGGGGGACACGGUGCAGGUCUCAGAUGGGAGUAGAGCGGUCCUGCUCAAGAACGGUGGGGUGAUGACAAAGAUCGGGCAGAGACCGAGGCGAGGAGCCUCUGUGGGGGACGCAUUGUCCGCAAUCUCCCCCGCGAGGCGAGUACCUUCUCCGAACCUGUGCGAGCUUGAUGAUCCAGCUUGGACAGCGAUAGCGGAAAUACGCACUGCAGACCACAAGAUGGAUAAGGUGGCCACACGAGUGACCCUCCCGGGGGACGUGUUGUCCGCAACCUCCCCCCGAGGCGAGUAG
This is a messenger RNA of Mycena citricolor, 366 nucleotides long. NCBI's taxonomy places the organism in Eukaryota, Fungi, Basidiomycota, Agaricomycetes, Agaricales, Mycenaceae. The record is from the annotation of a GenBank genome assembly.